CAUUUACAUCACAACACACACAGAAACAAAAACACCAAGAUCGUUUAAACAAAAAAAACACCAAGAUCAAACAAGAAGCCGAAACAAUGGCAGCACGAGCAAAAACGUUAUAUGCUCUUUUACUAACCUCACUCCAACUCCUCCUAAUAUGCAAAGUGUCAUUAGCCGCCGGAGGAAAAUGGAAACUCCUCCGCCCCAACGUCGGAAUCUCAGCGAUGCACAUGCAGCUUCUCCGCAACGACCGUGUCGUAAUGUUCGACCGAACCAACUUCGGUCCAUCAAACAUCUCUCUCCCCAAUGGUAACUGCCGUAACAACCCACAAGACGCUGUCUCCCAAAUCGACUGCACAGCUCACUCCAUCGAAUACGACGUCGCGUCAAACACCAUCCGUCCCUUAACAGUACAAUCCAACACAUGGUGCUCUUCCGGUUCGGUUAGACCGGACGGUGUUCUCGUUCAAACCGGUGGAGACCGAGACGGCGAGUUAAAAGCGAGAAUCUUCUCUCCAUGUAGUAACAAAAAAUGCGACUGGGUCGAGAUUAACAACGGGCUAACAAAGAGAAGAUGGUACUCUUCUAAUCAUAUUCUCCCCGACGGUAAACAAAUCAUUAUCGGAGGUCAAGCACAGUUCAACUACGAGUUCUUCCCCAAAACGACAUCUCCUAACGUUAUCGCGUUACCGUUUUUGGCCGAGACUAGUGAUAGAGGAGAAGAGAAUAAUCUUUAUCCUUAUGUGUUUCUCAACACUGAUGGUAAUUUAUUUAUAUUCGCUAAUAACCGAGCGAUAUUACUCGACUAUGUUAAAAACACGGUGGUGAAAACUUAUCCGGCGAUCCCCGGUGGUGAUCCGAGGAGCUACCCGAGCACUGGCUCAGCUGUGUUAUUACCUUUGAAGAAUCUUGAAGCGGUUAAAAUCGACGCGGAGGUUCUAGUGUGUGGAGGUGCACCUAAAGGAUCUUUCCUCCUCGCUCUUAGAAGGAAAACAUUCGUGAAGGCGCUUGAUACGUGUGCGAGGAUCAAGAUUAACGACGAGAAUCCUCAGUGGACGGUGGAGAAAAUGCCACGUGCUAGAGUCAUGGGAGACAUGACGCUUUUGCCUAAUGGAGAUGUUUUGAUUAUCAACGGUGGUGCUUCUGGCUCAGCUGCAUGGGAGCUUGGUCGUGAACCGGUUCUUGUACCGGAUGUGUACCAUCCGGAAAAUCCGGUUAACUCGAGAUUUGAGUCGCUUAACCCGAGUACAAUCCCGAGAAUGUAUCACUCCACGGCGAUCCUUCUCCGUGACGGGAGAGUUCUCGUUGGAGGAAGUAACCCUCACGGGUUCUAUAACUUCACCGGAGUGCUUUUUCCCACGGAGUUAAGCUUGGAAGCUUUCUCCCCGGCUUACCUAGAACCGGACUUUGCGAAACUUCGUCCGAAGAUUGUGUCUCCAAAAUCACAAACGAAGAUUGCGUAUGGGAUGAACUUAAAACUGAAGUUUAAGGUCACGGGAGAAGUCAAUGGUCCGGUUAGAGUAACGAUGGUGUUUCCAUCGUUCACGACGCAUUCAUUUUCGAUGAAUCAAAGGCUUUUGGUUUUGGAUAAUGUUAGUUUUAAAAGAUCUGGUAAGUCGUCGAACUAUGAGGUUCAAGUGAGGGUUCCAAGAUCGGCGAAUAUAGCACCGCCUGGUUACUAUAUGAUGUUUGUGGUGAAUCAAAACAUACCAAGCCAAGGUAUUUGGGUAAGGCUACAAUAAUUAAUAUGUAUAUAUAUACAUAUUCAUUCUUCUGUGUAUGUACUCUUAAAAUAUUAAAAGGAUGUCUCGUUAUUUAUUUGAAAACUUGUACA
Molecule: messenger RNA, 1825 nt
Organism: Raphanus sativus (radish)
Lineage: Eukaryota; Viridiplantae; Streptophyta; Magnoliopsida; Brassicales; Brassicaceae
Product: aldehyde oxidase GLOX
Exons: 1
Coding region: 87-1733 (548 amino acids)
Source: RefSeq, a predicted model, not a curated record